This is a messenger RNA of Fusarium verticillioides 7600, 657 nucleotides long. RefSeq lists its product as hypothetical. The record is from RefSeq and is a predicted model, not a curated record. Bases 1 to 657 code for a protein of 218 amino acids. The transcript is spliced from 3 exons. Lineage: Eukaryota; Fungi; Ascomycota; Sordariomycetes; Hypocreales; Nectriaceae.
AUGGCAGCCCGGCUCGUCCUGAACUACAAGGCAUUGCCAUAUACAACAGAAUGGCUUGACUUUUCCAACCUCAGUACCCACAUGAAGCCUCAUGUGAACCCGAACGAGCCGCCUUUGAGCCCGCAUACCGUACCCUGCAUCCUGUUACAAGAGGGCGAGACCACAAGAGGGAUCACGGGAUCAAAAUCGAUUGCCGAGGAAUUAGAGAAGAAUUUCAACUCACCUUCACUUCAAUUCGACUCAGAAGAAUCCGCCAGGAUCGAAGAAUUGGCUGAGAAGCUACUGAUAAGCAGCAGGCCGUUAUGGGCACAUCUGUUACCCAAGAAACUUCUUGUCCCAUCAGAUCUGCAAUAUUAUGCAGACACACGAGCCAAAAUGUUUGGAAUGAGUCUCGAUUCAUAUUAUAUUGAGCACGUCAGCCAGCAGCUUUGGUACCAGCUUGAUGCGAUGUGUCAUGAAAUCGCAGAGGCACUGGCUGAGACUCCAGGACCGUUUUUGAUGAAUUACCACCCCUCGUACGCAGAUUUUACUGUCGUUGCUCUUCUUCGAUUCUUCAGUUGUGUUGAUGAGACUAUGUUAGAUCACUUCUACAGUGCUGAACCGCAGCUCCUCAAGUUGUAUGAGGCCUGCCAACAGUGGCUUGAACGUGAUGAUUGA